AUGGCACAGAGCAUUGUCCAGUUACAAAAAUGUAAUCAUUAUAAUUGGUGUUCUGCUAGGGUAACAACUAGGUUUCUAGUAUGCCUGGAAUUGAGAGCCUUUUUCUGUUGCGAUGCCAUCUCGGAAACUGACGCUGUGGCUGCCCAAUCAUUUCGAUCCAAUGGCUCACAAGCUGGAGAAUGGGGUAGCGGUGCUGGAAAAGGUGGAGGAGCUGGUGGUUCUGUAAGAGAAGCUGGUGGCAGUUUUGGCAAAAUGGAAGCUGCACGAGAAGAAGAGUACUUUAGGAAAUUGCAAAAAGAUCAAAUUUCAAAAUUGAAAGGUCAUUUGCAUGAGGAAAUUAGCCAUCAUGAAGAUGAAAUUAAGAGACUACAAGAUGAAAUACAGCGUCACAAAGGAAAAAUUCACGAAUUGUCUGCAGAAGAAGGCAAAAUAGGAAAAUAGAUAUUAAAAUUUGCAUUUUCUUUUUUUAAUGUAAAAUGUAGCAAGCAAAUUGUUUAUAAAUCAAUUUCUUGAAAUAUUGCAUUUAUUUGCAGUUAUUUCUGUAUGAUUAGAACAAAUAUAUUGAAAAAAAUUC
Messenger RNA from Stegodyphus dumicola, 574 nucleotides. RefSeq names its product ATPase inhibitor mai-2, mitochondrial-like. Gene Ontology annotation, biological process: negative regulation of ATP-dependent activity. Gene Ontology annotation, cellular component: mitochondrion. NCBI's taxonomy places the organism in Eukaryota, Metazoa, Arthropoda, Arachnida, Araneae, Eresidae. Gene Ontology annotation, molecular function: ATPase inhibitor activity. The record is from RefSeq and is a predicted model, not a curated record.